UAAAUUCACUUCCGGUUAUAGUAAAAUGGUGGAGGCAGGGAGUAAAGAAGAAGACCAUGUCUAAUACACAGACCAGCUCUCAGGGUGAAGUUCCCUCUCCUAGAAGGAUCUUGGCAACUAGCACCCCUGCACCAGCAUCCACUACACACAACAAACCAGAUGUAUCACAGCUGUUCCAGAAGCUCGGGGACAAGUUAGGAUGGUUCCAGUACAACAACAUUGAUGCAGCUAUAGAAACAUUAUCCAAGAGUGCUAAAAAGAAAUCUACCAGAUCACGUAGAGAUAAAGCCAUCCAUAAGGAACCAGAUGACAUACAUACAUUACAGGAUGCUGAGUGUAAACCCAGAAGAAAGCAUCAGAAGGGAAGGAUUCGACAGAAACAUGACAAUGAAUGCCAAAGUUCAGAGGAAUGUAAAGAAAACAAGAAACCAGCAGGAAAAAAGGCCAGUGUCAGAUCCCAAUCAUCUCGUGGAUCAGGGGAGGUUUCCAUGGAUGAUGAUGUACAGGGUGUACCUGUGAGGAAAAGUGCUGCAUGUACUGAUCUGAAAAGGUCUCAAACAACCCAAAAUGAUAGGAAGAAACGCAAACAAAAAACUAAAAACACUGUCAGUACUUCAGAGUCACCGCAAAUACCCACAAGAGGACAUGACAUUCGUCUUUCAAGUGUUCGAUCAUCUUCAGAAAGCCCAGAAUACUUGGGAGAUUAUGUAACAGAAUCUACAAGAAUUCAUAGCGAUGCUAGUCUUGAAUGUGUGUUAGAUUCAGCUGAUGUGUCCGCAAUUUCAUUCCAUCGACAUGACAGUUUAUCUGGUAGCACAUGCAUGGAUAGUUUUCAGUAUAACUCAAACGAAGACUCCUACAAACUGUUGAAUAUAAAAUGUAAUAGAUCAAGGCAAAAGGUUUCCAACAGCACAGAAACAUCUCCUACCAAUGUUUGUCUGAAUUUGCAGUCUUUGAGAUUAGAUGAUUCAAAGCAUGUUGAUGUCAAGGGAAAUAACUCUUCAAAAACUGUUAAUAAUUCUGGCCUUUACACAACUGCUCCAGAUCCUUGUAAUAUAGAAGACAGUGUGGAAGUGAUUGAAUCUUCAUGUAAGUCUGAGAAAGACAUGACGGAGACCUCCUCAGGCUCAAGUUAUGAAGUAGAAGAUGUGUCUGUACAAGUACAACCGGUUUCUGAAGAGGAAACAGGGUAUGGUCGUCACAAACUUUCCAGCACAAGCUCGGGAAGUGGAUCAUCUUAUGAGGUUGAAGAUGUAUCUGUACAAGUAGAUCCAAUUGCUGAACAGUCUCACAUCAUUAGAAGUACAUCUCCUUGUGUUAUGUCAAAGAAAGAUGGACAUUUAAAAUCAGAUUCGUCUACUGAAAAAAUUGAAGAGGAUUCCUUUGUUGAGGUGGAAGAUGUAUCCAUGCAGACCAGCUUUCAAAUCCCUCCUGAGUCCCAACCAACAUGUAAAACAGAGGAUUCAUGCAAUGAUGCUGAUUCCAAGUCGGAGUCAUUCUGUGAUGUAAUGGAAGACCAUUCACCACAGAAACAGGUAGAGAAUGAAAAGGAAGAGGUUCCGGAGGACUUACACAAUAUCAGUCUUCCUGACUUUGAAUUUAAUGUCAAGCCAAAUGCCAUAUUCCACAAAAGGGAGCCCAGUAUUUAUUUUGAUGCGAGUGAUAUAUCACGGCAACCAAUGAAGUUUAAUAGAAGAGACCCAAGUGUUUAUUUUGAUGCAAAGCAAUCCCUACUGAGUAGUUCACGGUCAUCAAACUCCAGUUGUGAGCAAACUCAAAGUCCAAAAGACUCAGUUGAACCAAGAGCAAAGGGAGAUAAUUUAAAAGGUGAUGAAGAAAUACCAACUUGUGUUAUUUCUCUCAGCGACACUGAUUCAGACCAUGAUCAAGAGAAAAAAUCAUCAAAACUUUUCCAAAAGAAACACCAUCAAUUACACAGUUUUUCAUCUGAUUCUGAAGAUGACCUUAAGUCUAAAUAUUUUCCUACAAAGAAAACAAAAGUAAAAUCCCAAAGAAAGUAUUCCUCAUCCACUGACUCCUCCAGCGAUUCUGGAAUCAAAUCACAUCUAAGUAAAAUAAGUCACCAUAACCGUCUCCCUAGAUCUGUUAAUACCUGCACAGGUAAGGGUUCUAACAGACAGAGGUAUUCUACCGAGCAGUUGGACAAUUCACUACCUGAUCCGGGCAGUGACCAGAAGGUCUCAGGACACUUAUCAAACAAACAUUGGAGAACUAAACAGACAGUUGUUGAAGUGGAUUCCUCGAGUGAUGACGAGGCACUAGAAACCUUUUUUCAGAAAAUGAAAGGAUCCAAGAAACAGCUGAGCAGUGAAGAGGAGGAGGAAAGAAGUGAAAGAAUGAGCAUGAAGGAGUUCAUUGUGGACGACUCUGAUGUCAGUGAGGACGAGGCUGAUGUCAGUGAGGACGAGGCUGAUGUCAGUGAGGACGAGGCUGAUGUCAGUGAGGAUGAUGUGUUUUAUAUAAGUACUGCCUACAAGACAUCAUUCCACAGCACAGAAGACCAAAAGAAAAUUUCACCAGUAGUUUUCCGCAACAGCAGUUCCGAAGAUGAAGAUUUCAAAACCCCCAAAGUUUCGACUAAAAGCAGUGCAGAUCAUGAUUUUAAAACCCCUAUAAGUACAAAAAAAAAGUCCCGGAAGCUACAAACACCAGGUACAGAUAUUUGGGGUAUGAAGGAAGACAGUUACUUGUACCCAUCAAAUACUAAGUACAGCUUCCUCAAGUCCCUCACAGAAAACCUUCCUGUGAACAAAUGUGACCCAGAGGCUAUCAGAUUCAUCAAAUCAUUUAAGAAAUCCAAGCUAGAACUUACUCAGCGUCUUUUUAAAAUGUACAAUGAAACAGUAUUUGAAAACAAGUUACCUGAUGACCUCGAGGUGAUCUGGAAUUGUCGCCUUUUGAGGACAGCUGGUUAUUGUGUGUAUAAGAAGGUGUCUGCAUCUGGAGGUGCUCGUAGUGUCCGCGUAGAGCUGUCAACCAAAGUCUGUGACUCGGCAGAGCGUGUACGAGACACGUUGAUACACGAGCUGUGUCAUGCUGCGGUGUGGUUAGUUAACGGGAAGACUGAUGGACACGGGCCGUACUGGAGGUAUUGGGCCAAAAAGUCAAACCAGACCCAUCCAGAAAUUCCUGUGAUUGGCCGUUGUCAUAGUUACAGUAUUAGCACCAAGUUUACCUACCAGUGCAGUCAGUGUGGAUACAGGAUCGGUCGCCAUUCCAAGUCACUGAAUACAGACACUAAAGUGUGUGGAUACUGUCACGGUCGGUUCACACUACUGAGUAACACUGGAGUGAGUGGUUCUACACCAGUGGGUGGAGGAUCUACACCUCGUACACCCAACAAGUUCGCUUUGUUUGUCAAGGACAACUAUGGUGACAUUAAGAAACGAGAGCAGAAUCUUAAACACAAAGACAUUAUGAAGAUCCUCAGUCAGGAAUUUGCAAAAAGCAAAAUCUCAGGAUGAAUUUUUUUUAAUUGAUUCUAUAAAACAUAAAUUUCAUGAACUUUCAGUUAUUCUGUGGACAAUUAGCAGAUUUAAAUUGUUUGUAUUUAUUGUUUUAAUCAUGUUGUGUUUUACUACAAAUGUAAGCCUGAUCUCAAUAAAAAACAGUCAUUUUA
This is a messenger RNA of Pecten maximus, 3640 nucleotides long. RefSeq names its product dentin sialophosphoprotein-like. The record is from RefSeq and is a predicted model, not a curated record. Gene Ontology annotation, cellular component: nucleus. Bases 57 to 3485 code for a protein of 1142 amino acids. Lineage: Eukaryota; Metazoa; Mollusca; Bivalvia; Pectinida; Pectinidae. The transcript is spliced from 14 exons.